UGCGACUCUAGACGGAAGAAGAUGCUCGAUUGACUAUAGUUGCUUCUUGCGGCUCUGCGUAGGAAGCUCUCCAAGACAAUCUCUUCUCGUCAGAGUUUUUUCCGCUGUGCGCAGAAGAAAUUCGUCAUUCUUAUUGUACAACAAUUUUACAUUGUGUCAUAUCCCACCGGUCUUGAAACAUUCCGGGCAGCAGCAGACUGCUAGGAAUCGAACCCUGAUCUGUUUAAGAUCCUGUCAUAAGUACAAGUGGAUUCAGACCUUGGUUUUUGAAGCGACGCGUGGCCGUGGCUUGAAGACGCAACGCGGCCGAAGAUCUGAAACACGUUCAAGUCUGCAGAAGGAAACAAGCCAUCUCCGUCCAUCCAAAUCGCGCAUGGUAGAUCAUCAUGUCGGACAAAGCGACUCCAGCCCAAAACGUGAGCCCGAUCGAGCAGGUCGCCGUGCAACCCAAGGGCUCCACGUCAGCACCCUUAGAUGAAACACGACCUGCAUCUUCAGCUCAUCAAUCAUCCGGUCUCCAUGGAGUCGUACAUCUCAUCGGCGCCGAUCCCUCCGAGCAAGCGCCCAUCCAAACUACCGUAGCGGAGCUUGAACAGCAACACGGAGGCAAAUUCAGCUACUUCAAGCGACCGCAAUUUUGGAUCGUAUUGAUCCUCUCGCAGUUGUUGGCUCUGACGAACACGGGCACGAGCACUAUCUCUACACUACUGUUCAAUGGAGGCUGGGCGAAUGCGUCAUUCCAAAGCUUGCUGGUGUACAUUCUGCUCAAUCUAAUCUACACCAGCAUCACCAUCUACAAAUACGGCAUCAAGGGCUGGUUCCAGGUCAUCGUCAAGGAUGGCUGGAAGUAUUUCAUCCUGGCAUUUUUUGAUGUAGAAGGAAACUAUUUUAUCGUUUCGGCGUUUCAGUACACCAACCUGCUUUCGACCCAGCUGAUCGGUUUCUGGGCCAUCGCCACCGUCAUGAUAGUAUCCUUCUUCUUCCUCAAGGUUCGCUACCAUAUUGCGCAGAUCGUCGGAAUCCUCAUCUGCUGCGGCGGCCUCGGCGUGCUCAUCGCCUCGGAUCGUAUUCGCGGUGCCAGCCCCUCUGAAGCCGCGAACCCGCUCAAGGGCGACCUCUUCGCUUUGGUUAGCGCGACGGCGUACGGUCUGUCCAACGUUGGUCAAGAAUUCCUUGUCUCCAAGAGACCAAUGUACGAAGUCAUCGGCCAGCUGGGGUUCUGGGGACAAUUCAUCAUCGCGGUACAAGGUGCCAUAUUCAACCGCGAUGACUAUGCAAAUUCCAUCUGGACCCCGCAGGUUGGCGGGUACCUCAUCGGAUACACGCUGCUCUUGACGUGGUUCUAUACCGGCGCUCCAAUUGUGUUUCGCAUGGCGUCGGCCGCGUUUUUCAACAUCGGUCUGCUCACGGCGAACUUCUGGGGGUUGAUCGUUGCAACUGCCGUGUUUGGAUACACCGUGCAUUUCCUCUAUCCAGUGGCGUUUGUCUUGAUUAUGAUCGGACAUUUCGUGUACUAUGGUACUGAGGGUGUCCUUGGUGAGGCGAAGAAGCCUUGGUUGGGUGAGAACCAGGAGGGUGGCGAUGAUGGCAUUGGUACCGCGAGACGGAAGCUGCAGAACCCCAAUGUCACGGUUUGAGAGUCGGUUCUAAAUUUUUUAGGUCUUGCAUAGAUAAUUGGCGUUGGUUGAUGUUCUGUCAUGACGUACAGAAUUUGAAUAUGUUUCUCUUCCACCAUUUGCCGUGCUGGUAUCCUCUCUGGCGUGUUUGUUGUUGGAGUAGAGCAGCCCCGUGAUCAAGAUGAUGAAAAGCCUCGGACGCGAAAUUUCGGAAAAUAUGUUGGUUGCGCUCGCUCUGUUUCACGACUCAUAACCCUCCUUGCAUUGCAAACGAAGAUAUGAUCAAUACGAGAGCAUUGGCCACGCCCCAUGAGAAUGGGAUCCAGGUCGACAUCUU
This is a messenger RNA of Dissoconium aciculare CBS 342.82, 1953 nucleotides long. RefSeq names its product DUF914-domain-containing protein. NCBI's taxonomy places the organism in Eukaryota, Fungi, Ascomycota, Dothideomycetes, Mycosphaerellales, Dissoconiaceae. Bases 387 to 1637 code for a protein of 416 amino acids. Gene Ontology annotation, molecular function: transmembrane transporter activity. The transcript has 2 exons. Gene Ontology annotation, cellular component: membrane. The record is from RefSeq and is a predicted model, not a curated record. Gene Ontology annotation, biological process: transmembrane transport.